AUGCCAUCAUGUCCAUGUCCUUUUAUCAUUGGACUGUUCUUCUUUCCUGUUACAGAAUCAAACCCUGUGUAUCGCGAGGGCAAUCUCGCCUCCUCCACAAGAACCUUCCUGAGACGUACUUUCAUUAAACACGAGUUUCAAUGCUUGAAUGUGCCGCUUGUUGGAACAGUGGCAGUGUCUGAUGUGUUUGACUGUACGUUAGAAUGUCUCAGCAAUCCGUUCUGUUUUUCUGUAAACCUGGCCGCCUUUAAAGGAGCCCAUGGAAAACUUUGGUGCGAAUUGUUGUCAUCUGAUAAGUUCAGAAACUCCACAGAGUAUAAAGGGAAUAAAAGUUCUCAUCAUUUUGCUAUUGAGGUAGGAAACAUUUCUUAAUUUUGACAAAUAAACGUGUCAAGAUCUUAGAGAGAAGGCAGUCAGGUUAAAGCCACUGCAAAUGGUGUCGGUCUGUUGUCGUAUUCAUUGUGGUGACAACCGUAUUUCUCGUGCCGCGCACUAUCUUACUUACUUACCACCUUUGUUUCCCAGGCACGUCAGCAUGCUAAGAAAAUACAUGUGACUCGCUUGAAAAGUUUAGUCAAGAUACCAGAUUCUGUUUAUUUAAAAAAUGGAAUCGUUGUUUAAAUCGUCAGUAUUUGGUCAGCCUUAAGUCAAUUUGCGUUUUAAAAUGUUCUAUCGACAGACCUCUUCAUUUUCUGUGAAGGUUUGAAGCAGUUAGAAAACCUUCCCAGACUCACAGAUCCCGACGGCUUAGCAAUAUACUUUUAAUCUCAUAAAGCCAAUUUUUCAAAUAUCGGCCAAAGUCUUAAUACUGUAAAUGAAAAUAAAAAAAACCUAGAUGCUAUCAUAUGAGGUCUAUGCCAUGAAAUAUUUAUAGUAAAACAAAUCCGGACCAGAUUGGCGGAUUCAUGUACCCCCCUGUUCACCACAUAUAUAUAGAUUUACAACUGCGUUUCAAAAUACUUGAACUAUUUUCCUACUUUGUUUCUCUAUAGUCACCUUGCUCUUCGUCACCUUGUCAACACGAGGCUACCUGUGUCACAAACUAUAGAGAUGGCUCAUUCGGAUGUCGCUGUGGAAAAGGCUUCAAAGGAGAAUAUUGUGCAAAAAGUGAAUAGUUUGGCAUUGUUUUGUAAUAUACAUAAAUAAAAUAUACAUCCAACAGCAUUAAGGGACCAAUUAUUAGUUACCCAGGGCAGUGGGGGGUAAAGGAUUUUGGAGGAUGACAUGAUUUCCAGGGGAAAAGGAGGGGGAAUCAGUUGUCGCUGACAGAGUUUAAAUGGGGGGGGAAAACUAUAAAAUUGACUGCCAAUUUUAAAACUGCCAAUAAGUGGAGAUCGAAAGAACAUUACAGAGCCUUAACGGAGGGGGGAGGGGGGGUGGUUAAUUUUAUCGUGACACAACCAAAAUCCUCUGACCCCCCCUCCCUCCCUCCCUCGGCAGUAAAUAAUAACUGGUCCCUAAGUAAUGUUUAUCAUGUCUUAUUGCUCAAAGGUUUUGCUAAUAGCUUGAUACAGCAAUGUGCAAUGACUCUAGUUUUCAGUGUGUCCCCUACUGGAUUGUAAUAGAGCCUAAAUACCUUAAACACCUCACUUUUUUUAUUCGUUACAUUUAGGUAUUACGUCUUGCAAAGAUGCUAACAACCUUUUCAAGUAAGUGAUACCAAAUGAUUACCUUUUCGAGCAUAAAAAAUGUCAAAAUUAUCGAAUAGUUUCGAUGUCGAGAGAACAUUUUUUGCCGCAAACUAAAAUGAUCACGCAUGGAUUUCUUUUCGUGUCAAACAGGUCAAACGCCAGUCAACUGGUUACAUUAGGCCUUGACUCUAAACCAAUCACAGUUCUCUGUCAGAUGGGAGAUUUUGGAUGCGGAGAUGGAGGAUGGACGCCUGUAAUGAAGACUGACGGCAAGAAGGUAAGCCUCAUAUGGCGGAACAUUCGAAUUCUUGGCGGGGUUUUCUUGCCAGUGAUGAAGCGCAAGCAAGACAUUUUCAGUAGCGUAGAACUACGAGAGAAUCUCUCAGUAACUCGCCCAUAUUCUUCUCGCGGCCUCUGCUUGCGGAAAUUCUUCUACAAUACCCUAAUAUCUAAAAACGUGACAAAUUUCUAUUUAACCCGCCUACAAGUAAGGUAUAGAUUGAUGGCUUGUACACUAACUGUAUUACUGAUUUCACGAGGGUCCUUCCUUUGGUGAUGCAUCGUGUUAUUUAAAUUUAAGGAUAAAUUAAAUCCUCUUAAUUCUUUUCAGGCAACGUUUCACUAUGACUCUCACUACUGGAGUGAUAAAAACCAAUACAACAUCCCCGGCGGGAGGACUGGGUUUGACUCACAAGAGACCAAGUUACCGACCUAUUGGAACACACCUUUCUCCAAGAUCUGUCUCGGUAUGAAGAUAAGUGGACAGCUCAGGUUUAUUGUCAUUAACAAGCAAGCCAACUCUCUGCACUCACUGAUUGCUGAUGGGACAUACCGCGCUACUUCCCUGGGUCGUAACAAGUGGAAGAAGUUGAUUGGUGCGCAGGGCUCUUUGCAGCUGAACUGUAAUAAGGAGGGCUUUAAUGCUGUAGGUAUUGCAAGAAUUGGAUAUGUAGCUAACCAGCAAAACCAUUGUGGCUCUUGUAACUCCAGAAUUGGGUUUGGUACUAGAGGAGGUUCCAAUACGUGCGGAAACGUAGCAACUCUUUCCCCAGAUAAUGGUGACAGAAACAUCAAAGCUAUGGGAUAUAUUUUAGUGCAGUAA
Pocillopora meandrina is the source of this 2733-nucleotide messenger RNA. Lineage: Eukaryota; Metazoa; Cnidaria; Anthozoa; Scleractinia; Pocilloporidae. The record is from the annotation of a GenBank genome assembly.